AUGUCUCUUCGUCGACCCCAUCGCGACUCCUGGGAGCAGCAGGAGAGAAAGCGGAUAGAUCGUUCUUCCUCGCCUGCUACUAAGCAGGCAGCGUCAUGGGUGCCAAUUCGUCGCCUAACGCCAUCGCCAUUGCCAUCGCCAUUGCCAUCGCCAUUGCCAUCGCCUUCGCCUUCACAGCAGCCACAGACACAGGCACAGACACAGACACAAUCAAUCGUGCUUCUAUCAGCCGACAACGACGUCCGCCCAAAGACCAUACACGGAUAUGUAGCACCUUAUGUUGCCGAUAGCCCAGAUGAGGGCGAUAGCGAUACCGACGACUACCCUGAGCAGCUAGCGUUGACACCCACUGAGUCUCGUCAAGAUUCCGUAUCCCGGGGUACGAGCCCUGAUCUAGCCGAACCACUGCCUACUGUACUUUCCUCUGAUGAGCAUGAUCAACGUGAUUGCAGCCCCAGCACGGAAGAUCAAGACUACACCCUCCCACGUCUGGUCUACCAACCACCAUCACUAAACCCUGACUCAUCAUCGCAGGUUGAAAACAACAACAUUAUACCCUCGAUAGAGACAGAUCCUCCGGCAACACUACACUCAAGCUGGUCCUCCACCACAGCCACACCAUCUCUAGCUCGCCACGCCAGCCCAGCAGCAACAAUGACACCAAUCGAGCAACACGAGUUCGACAUGCUGCAUUCCACCGACUUCCCAGUCCAGUACCUCCGACCAGUCCCCGACUUUAUCGUCCUAAUGACGCAAGUCGCACCCGUGAUAGGAGAUCCCGGUUCCGCUUAUACCCCCUUUGGACCUAAAGGUCCCGCGAAGCCGAUCUUCGUGGAUACGCAGACGAUGUGGUUGAGACAGGCAUAUCCCGAGGACGGGCGGGACAGUGUUCUCAAGGAGGAGAGGGUGGGGACACGGAACGACCGGCUUAGGUGGGCGAGGAAGCCGAGGUCGCGGAACGAGUUGAGCAGUGGUGGACGUAAUAGUAGGAGCACUGCGAGGGACUCUAGCUAUGGGUCUGGUGGGAUACCGUAUGCUGAUCCCGCUUCGUCUGUGAGAGCUAGCUGGAAGGGGAGGCAUUGGAGUGUAAACCCGGACGCGAAGACACGACAUUUGAGUUUUGAGGUGUUGGAGCGCAAGAUCAGUCAUGGUGAACUGCUUAAGCUGAAUCUGAAUGGCGAUGCCUACAGAGACGCUAUAUUGAUUGGUGGUGGCCCUCAGGAUAUCGGCCAUAGUCUGGUCAUUGACAGAAGCGGAGCGACCGAGAAAAGUCCCAGUCCAGACAACAACAAGCACCUGUCCGUACAAAGCCAGCAACCAUCACUACUACCAAGCGACAUAUCCAGACCUCGCAGCACAGACACCAGCAGAAGCAGAAGCAGAGACCGCGCCCGCCAUAGCAGCAUGACAACCACAACCCUUCACGCAUCGCGGAUGUCCUCAUCAGCCAGAUAUUCAUCACACGCGACGACUCACAACUCACUCGCCACCACAUCCGAAAACAACAACAAAUACGACGAUAAAGGUAGACGCUGGCGCGCACAGAAUCUAGAUAACUCAUUUGGCACGGGACGUUACGGUAUUGGCGGUAUGAUGCUUUGGAGGCUGGUUAAGGUUAUUGCGAAGGUUGAGGAUGGUGGGCUGGGGGUUCAUGGGUUUGAGAGGCAGAGUCAGGAGCAAGCUGCUUGGUAUUGUAUGCCUGAUCGGGCGAUGGGAGGGUGGUUUUAG
Messenger RNA from Lithohypha guttulata, 1728 nucleotides. RefSeq lists its product as uncharacterized. The record is from RefSeq and is a predicted model, not a curated record. Bases 1 to 1728 code for a protein of 575 amino acids. The transcript has a single exon. NCBI's taxonomy places the organism in Eukaryota, Fungi, Ascomycota, Eurotiomycetes, Chaetothyriales, Trichomeriaceae.